Messenger RNA from Myxocyprinus asiaticus (Chinese sucker), 5217 nucleotides. RefSeq names its product iron-responsive element-binding protein 2-like. Gene Ontology annotation, molecular function: aconitate hydratase activity; iron-responsive element binding; 4 iron, 4 sulfur cluster binding. NCBI's taxonomy places the organism in Eukaryota, Metazoa, Chordata, Actinopteri, Cypriniformes, Catostomidae. Gene Ontology annotation, biological process: citrate metabolic process; tricarboxylic acid cycle. The transcript is spliced from 21 exons. The coding region runs from base 14 to 2941 and encodes 975 amino acids. Gene Ontology annotation, cellular component: mitochondrion; cytosol. The record is from RefSeq and is a predicted model, not a curated record.
GAGAGAAGAGUGUAUGUCAGGAUUCAUCAUGGCGCUCGGUACGCUUCAGCACGACCAUCCAUUUGAGCAUCUGAUCGACACACUACGGUGUGAAAAAUAUGAAGAGCGGAGAUACUUCAACCCACAGAAGCUCAGUGAUGCUAGAUAUGAGAAACUUCCGUUCUGCAUGCGGGUUUUGCUUGAGUCUGCGAUUCGCAAGUGUGACAGGUUCUACGUGAAGACUGAGGAUGUCACCAAUAUUCUGGACUGGCAGACGCAGCAGAACCAGGCCGAGGUUCCGUUUUUACCUGCCAGGGUUCUGCUGCAGGAUUUUACGGGAAUUCCUGCAAUGGUGGAUCUGGCAGCCAUGAGAGAUGCUUUAGCUAAGCAGGGAGUCGAUCCAAACCUGGUGAACCCCAAAUGCCCUACAGACCUCAUCGUAGAUCAUUCACUGCAGAUCGACUACAGCAAAUGUGCCAUCCAGACCCCUCCGACCCCCGUGGACGACAGAUCUCCUGCCGGUCGGUCAUCUUCCCGUGGCAGCAGCAGUAACACUCAGUGUGGAGGUCAUCGACUGGGUCAGAGGGGUGGCUGUAGUAAAGCCUCGUGCUCUGAUGCUCCCAGUGGCCGAACUCCAUCAGUACAGAUAGAGAACACACCCCUCCUGUGCCCCUUCCACUUACAGCCUGUGUCAGAGCCUGAAACGAUGAUCAGAAAUCAAGAGCUGGAGCUGAACAGAAACAAAGAGAGACUGCAGUUCUUCAAGUGGUGUUCAAAAGCCUUUAAAAAUGUCAACGUAGUUCCACCAGAUAUUGGAGCUGUACACCAGGUGAAUCUAGAGUACCUGUGUCAGGUGGUACAGGAAGAGGAGGGGUUUAUUUAUCCAGACAGUGUAGUGGGAACAGAUUCCCACACCACCAUGAUCAAUGGCCUUGGAAUCCUGGGCUGGGGUGUUGGAGGUAUUGAAUCAGAGGCAGUCAUGUUAGGUCAGCCAGUGUCUUUGACUUUGCCACAGGUCAUUGGCUGUAAACUUGUUGGCUCCAUCCAUCCUCUUGCCACUUCUAUUGAUAUUGUCCUGGGCAUCACAAAGUACCUGCGUCAAGCUGGAAUCAGCGGGAAGUUUGUGGAGUUUUUCGGACCCGGUGUGUCACAGCUCUCGGCUCCUGAUCGGACCACCAUUGCUAACAUGUGUCCGGAGUAUAACGCCACCAUCAGCUUCUUUCCUGUGGAUGACAUCACCCUGGAGCACUUCAAACACACCAUCUGCAGUAAAGAGAAGCUUGUGGUUUUAGAAGACUACCUGAAGGCUGUGAAACUCUUCAGAAGCUACGACGACCAAUCAGAAGAGCCGCAGUAUACAGAGGUAAUUGAGAUGAAUUUAAGCUCCAUUGUGCCUCACAUCAGUGGACCCAAACGGCCGCAGGACAGAGUGGCCAUAACUUGCAUGAAGGAAGACUUUAUUAACUGCUUGAAUGAGAAGGUGGGAUUUAAGGGCUUCCAUGUGUCCAAAGAGAAGCAGGGAACUCUGAUCCCUUUCCUGCAUGAGGGGGCGGAGUACAGCCUGGCACACGGGUCUGUCGUCAUUGCAGCCAUCAUCAGCUGCACCAAUAACUGCAACCCAUCUGUCAUGCUGGCUGCAGGUCUGUUGGCGAAGAAAGCCGUUGAGGCUGGACUGUCGGUAAAACCGUAUAUCAGAACCAGUCUGGUGCCCGGCAGUGGAACUGUUACACAUUACCUGAACACCAGUGGAGUCUUGCCCUUCCUCAAGAAACUCGGGUUUGAGGUGGUUGGUUAUGGAUGUGCCACUUGUGUGGGAAACACAGCGCCUUUACCUGAGAGUGUGGUGGACGCCAUUAAACAGGGUGAUUUGGUGGCAUGUGGCGUGCUGUCUGGGAACAGGCAUUUAGAAGGACGCCUGUGCGACUGCGUUCGGGCUAAUUAUUUGGCCUCACCCCCACUGGUGGUGGCGUAUGCAAUCGCAGGCACCAUCAGCAUUGACCUGGAGAUGGAACCGCUGGGUGUGAACUCUGAAGGGAAGGACGUGUAUUUGAGGGAUAUCUGGCCAUCUAAAGAAGAGGUGCACCACACAGAAGAGAACAUUGUCAUUGCCUCCAUGUUCAAAGAGCUGAGGAGCAAGAUGGGGAAAGGAAAUAUGUUCUGGAACGUUUUAGACUCUGCCGAAUCUGCCCUCUUCCCAUGGGAUCCCAAAUCCACCUACAUUCACUGUCCGCCCUUCUUCAGUAAACUGUCUAAUGAGGUGUGUUCCCCUCAGUCCAUUGACAGUGCUCACGCUCUGCUCUUUCUGGGUGAUAAAGUUACGACUGAUCACAUCUCUCCAGCUGGUAGUAUUGCUAGAGUCAGUCCUGCUGCCAGAUAUCUGCAGAACAAACGUUUGACCCCUCGUGAGUUUAACUCUUAUGGCGCGCGGAGAGGAAACGAUGCGGUGAUGACUCGAGGAACAUUUGCCAGCAUAAAGCUCCAGAACCGCCUCAUCGGAAAGACCGGACCCAAAACACUGCACAUUCCAUCAGGACAGAUGCUGGAUGUGUUUGAUGCUGCUGAGCGCUAUCAGAGAGAUGGAGUUCCUCUCAUCAUCCUGGCAGGAAAGGAGUACGGCUCAGGCAGCUCACGGGACUGGGCUGCUAAAGGACCCAGUUUACUGGGGGUGCGUGCUGUGAUAGCGGAGAGCUUUGAGAAGAUUCAUAAGAACCAUUUAGUGGGGAUGGGCAUCGCUCCACUGCAGUUCCUGCCAGGACAGAACGCAGACUCACUGGAGCUGUGUGGAAAAGAGCGAUUCACCAUCAACUUCCCACAGGAGCUCACACCCAGACAACAGCUUACAGUAGAGACGAGCACAGGGAAGAGUUUCAGCGUGGUGGCUUUACUCGAGAACGAGCUAGAUAUGGUGUUUUUCAGAAACGGAGGCAUCCUGAAGUAUGUGGCUCGCUCUUUGCAACAGUAGAAAAAUUAGACUUAUAGCCACAAAGAUGCCACAAAGACACGACGUGGACCUCUGAUCAGCAAAGCGCCACCUAGUGGCCUUCAGUAGGUGGAUGAACUCUUAAAGCUGUACCUCUUGUUUGCCCAAUCUUCCACUCCAGAAGGAUGUCGUUCUUGCACUUAAAUGUCCAGCGUUACUUUUCGAAUCAUUCUCUCCACAUAUUGGCAUAAUGGAAACCCUAAAGUCAAUUUGUGGAGUCAGAGCUUUAGUUAGUUUAAUUUAGACAUUUCAUAUUGCAGCGCCUGCAACAUGUGUCAAGAAACUUUCUGUCCAUGUGAACGCAUCUAGUGUUGGGCUCAAAUACUGCAUGAUGAAUUCACUGUCGACCAGGGCUCUGAUCUCAAAACAGGCUUCGUUCUUCUCUCAUGGUGCUGAUUUUAACAGUGUCCACACAUACAAAAAACGUCCAGCAUCUCCCAGCACACUGUUCUGCAUGAGUGUCCACAUCUUGCUGUCACGACAGCAAAGCACUAUUUGUUUGAUCCAAUCCAGUUAAAUAUCAGUUUAUUUAUUAUUAGCGUCCCUUUAAUGUCUGCUGUUUUUGAGAGUAUGAGUUACAUUGAUGAUGAUAAUUAAAUUGAGUUAUUAGGUGAAUCUCAUGAAACCUGUCCAGAACCAAGUACAGUUGUGCUCAAAAGUUUGCAUACCCUGGCAGAAAUUGUGAAAUUUUGGCAUUGAUUUUGAAAAUAUGACUGAUCAUGCAAAAAAAAAAAAACUGUCUUUUAUUUAAGGAUAGUGAUCAUAUGAAGCCAUUUAUUAUCACAUAGUUGUUUGGCUCCUUUUUAAAUCAUAAUGGUAACAGAAAUCACCCAAAUGGCCCUGAUCAAAAGUUUACAUACCAUUGAAUGUUUGGCCUUGUUAUAGACACACAAUGUGACGCACAGGUUUAAAUGGCAAUUAAAGGUUAAUUUCCCACACCUGUGGCUUUUUAAAUUGCAAUUAGUGUCUGUGUAUAAAUAGUCAAUGAGUUUGUUAGCUCUCACAUGGAUGCACUGAGCAGGGUAGAUACUGAGCCAUGGGGAGCAGAAAAGAACUGUCAAAAGACCUGCGUAACAAGGUAAUGGAACUUUAUAAAGAUGGAAAAUGAUAUAAAAAGAUAUCCAAAGCCUUGAAAAUGCUAGUCAGUACUGUUCAAUCACUUAUUAAGAAGUGGAAAAUUCAUGGAUCUCUUGAUACCAAGCCAAGGUCAGGUAGACCAAGAAAGAUUUCAGCCACAACUACCAGAAGAAUUGUUUGGGAUACAAAGAAAAACCCACAGGUAACCUCAGGAGAAAUACAGGCUGCUCUGGAAAAAGACGGUGUGGUUGUUUCAAGGAGCACAAUACUUGUUGAUCCCUCUCCAAACAUAGUGCUUAUGGUUGUGACCAUAAAGCUCUAUUUUGGUCUCGUCACUCCAAAUUACAGUGUGCCAGAAGCAGUGAGGCGUGUCAAGGUGUUGUCGGGCAUAUUGUAACCGGGCUUUUUUGUGGCACUGGCGCAGUAAAGGCUUCUUUCUGGCAGCUCGACCAUGCAGCUCAUUUUUGUUCAAGUAUCGUCGUAUUGUGCUCCUUGAAACAACUAUGUGAUAAUAAAUGGCUUCAUAUGAUCACUAUCCUGAAAUAAAAGAGAGUUUUUUUGCAUGAUCAGUCAUAUUUUCAAAAUCAAUGCCAAAAUUUCACAAUUUCUGCCAGGAUAUGCAAACUUUUGAGCACAACUGUACAUGAAGUUAAAUUUUGUUAAAAUUAUUUAAAUUGAAAAGUGUAUGUGUGUGUGUAUAUAUAUAUAUAUCUCAUGGUAGCAUUUGUUGUACAUGAGAAUUUCCAUUGAGAAUCAUAAAAACAACCGAAGGUUAAAACAUCUGGACGCAUUAAUGUAAUGAGAAUUUGGAGAGGAAAUGUUUUCAUUUUCUGUAGGCAUUUUUUUCUCUCUUGAUUUUGGGGUAAUAAAUAAAUUGGACAUGUUUUCAUGAGUUUCACCUUAUUACUGUUUGUUUCUUUAAUAUCUGACUUUUACAUCUGAUGGCCAAGCAUUAACAUCAUCUGAUAUAUUAAUCUAAACGUCAUUAAAAUUCUGUUUGCCUUUAAAGACUAACUGGGCUGUGCUGUCCUGCAGUGUUUUGGCUACAUUCAUGUUCUGUAUGUGAAGUCUGUAUGCAAUUCCUGAGCGUCUGAAUGAACAAUACAGUAGAAUAAAUAAAUGUCAUUCUUUUCUUAACUAUGCUUUUACUGUAAAUAAUUUGUAUUAAACAGUGACAUGAG